UGCAUCUCUACACCGGUCUGCCGACCGCCAUAAACACUAAAGAAGAAGACAACAAGUUAAGCUAGUAGCUGAAACAGACGGCGUGUUAUCUGCUGCUACACUUUUGUCGAACUGCAGAUACAAAAAAAGGCACAUCUGAUUGUAGGAUUAUAACACGAAGAUACUUAAAUCUGGUGAAAUGAGCCAAAAUGACCAAUUUCCCCUUGACUGCAAGGUUUAUGUCGGGAAUCUAGGAAACAAUGGAAACAAGACAGAGUUGGAAAGCGCUUUUGGGUACUAUGGUCCAUUAAGAAGUGUCUGGGUUGCCAGGAAUCCCCCAGGCUUUGCUUUUGUAGAGUUUGAAGAUCCCAGAGAUGCAUCCGAUGCUGUGAAGGAACUGGAUGGAAGAACCAUGUGUGGCUGUCGAGUGCGUGUCGAGUUAUCCAAUGGGGAAAAGCGCUCAAGAAGCCGUGGCCAUCCUCCAUCCUGGGGUGGUAGUAGACGCCCUCGCGAUGAUUUUAGACGACGUAGUCCUCCAGUCAGACGCAGGAGGAGGAGCCGCAGUCGCAGCAGGUCUCUUUCAAGAGACAGAGGCAGACAGCGCUCUCUGUCCAGAGACAAGAAGGGCCCAAGAUCCAUCUCACGGUCAAGGAGUCGUUCCAGGUCCAACGACAGGAAAUGAGGACCCCAAUCGAUGGUUCUCCUGCAGGAUCUUGCUAUGGUUGGGGAAAAUACAAAUUUUUAUAGUCAUGUCUUUCUUUUCUUUAGGGUUGGCCAAGUUACAUAUUGUGUAAUAGCAGUCUGUUGAAUUAACAACAAAUGGCUGAAGUCUUUUUCUCCUAAAGCGAAUUCUAUCUUACCCUGCAUGUUUUGAAAUGAAAUACUGGAUUUAGUUUUACAUUACCAUCCUGUUUUUUAAACUGUUGAAUUAAAGCUUGUGAUGUUUUUAUUUGUUUUUGUUGGCUUUUUUUUAUUCUUUGUUGACUCUUUAAUUACUGGCAAUGGGUUAAUGUGAAAUGCACCAUCAGUAGGAGCUUACGUUAUACCAGUGACAGAAAUCAGACUGGCAACAAAAUGUUAAAUACUGGUGCUGUUGCAGGCUAUCCUUGAAGCCAAAAUACAUCAUCUGUAAUUCUGUAUUUUACCUUAUGUCACUUUUGCAACAAAAAAUUACUCUAUUCAACUUUGCUUGACUCUUGAGCUCUGACAAUUUGUUCUGCAGUUAAACAACUUGUUCAAUAAAUGGUUUUCCAAGGUGA
Molecule: messenger RNA, 1238 nt
Organism: Cottoperca gobio
Lineage: Eukaryota; Metazoa; Chordata; Actinopteri; Perciformes; Bovichtidae
Gene: srsf3a
Product: serine and arginine rich splicing factor 3a
Exons: 7
Coding region: 179-661 (160 amino acids)
Molecular function (GO): RNA binding
Source: RefSeq, a predicted model, not a curated record